This is a messenger RNA of Pectinophora gossypiella (pink bollworm), 2243 nucleotides long. Its product is annotated as probable G-protein coupled receptor Mth-like 2. NCBI's taxonomy places the organism in Eukaryota, Metazoa, Arthropoda, Insecta, Lepidoptera, Gelechiidae. The record is from RefSeq and is a predicted model, not a curated record. Gene Ontology annotation, cellular component: membrane. Gene Ontology annotation, molecular function: G protein-coupled receptor activity. The transcript is spliced from 9 exons. Gene Ontology annotation, biological process: cell surface receptor signaling pathway; G protein-coupled receptor signaling pathway. Bases 203 to 1423 code for a protein of 406 amino acids.
CCGACUACAGCGCACGCGCCGCACGUUGAUUUUAACAAAAAUCUAUAAAAAAAAAUUAACAAUCGAUAUUACGCGAUAACGAUAUCACUGUUUGAACAACAUCAUUCUAGGCUACGACGUGUCCGUAAAAACCAGUGUCUGGCUUUUUUUAAGUUUUUGUGUUUUUUAAAUAGGUUUAUUAAGUUUAUUGUGAUCGAACAAAAUGAAGGAGCUAUCAGUGGUGUUAGUGUUAGCCUGUCUGGUGGCUCUAUCUCAUGCAGCACAGCAAUGCUGCGCGGACGGCGAAACGAUCACCAAGCGAGGGUUCUGCAGCGGCGGCGACCGCGCCCGGAUCAACUGCACCAGCCGCUGGCUGCUCAAAGACGCCUUCCUCAUCGGUGACAAACUCUACUCUCAAGACGCCCCCAAUUUCGUCUUCGUUGAGGAUCCUACUUUAUACUGCCUGAGCGAUGCCCCUAGAAACUUCUCGGACCCCUCACAGGGCAUUGUCCCAUCGGCUAUGGUCUGCUUUGACACCAGUUCCACCAGCGAUAUGGAAGUGACUGGCAUUCUCACCCUAACAUCCGUCGUCUUCCUUCUCGCCACGUUGGCAGUCUACAUGUAUCUCCCCCAAAUGAGAGACCUUCAAGGCCUGUGUUACAUCAGUUUAUGCAUCAGCAUGGCACUAGGAUUUUUAUCCUUAGGAGUCCUACAGCUCAGUCCUGGCUUCAGAGAUGAAAUUUGCACACUCACAGGGUUCAUCGUCUACUUCUGGAUGAUGGCUACUUUCUUCUGGAUGAAUGUGAUCAGUAUCAACACAUAUCGUUCCAUUGAUGAUCCAGCGUAUCUGAAGAAGACAGAGCGCCAGCAGUACUUCCGCUACAGCUGUUUCGCGUGGGGAGGCACAAUGCUCUUCCUCAUUGUAUCCUUGACCACCAACUUCGCAGAGGGCGAUCACUGGAAGCCAGGCUUCGGCAAAAACAGCUGUUGGUUCCAAGGUGCAACUGAAACCUGGAUCUUCUUCUACGGGCCCGUUGCACUGCUCAUUACUGGCAACGUACUCCUAUUCAUCGCAUCCUCAUGGAUACUCUGGAGACAGACCAGAAAAUACGAAGUGGACAAGCUGAACAACCUUAAGCACAAAUUCCUUCUGUCGCUGAAACUGUUCCUCGUGAUGGGCAUCUCGUGGGUGUUCGAGAUUGCAAGCUUCGCUCAUGGAAAAACUACUGUCCUUUGGAAAAUCAUGGACACGUUCAACUGCCUCCAAGGCGUGGUGAUCUUCAUCCUACUGGUGAUUCUGAGGCGACGAGCCAUGCGAGGGCUGGCGAGUGAGGGGUGCUGUCUACCCGUCACGAGGCCUCUGGCGGACAAACUCAGUCCCCAUGACGACGAAGACGCGCAACAUGUCCUCACCGAUGACACCAUGGAAGUGCGACUCAACUGACCUUUACCUGAACUGUGCCCAACAUGCCUGUAUUUUUUUUCAUAUCUUUGAUAUAAGGCCUUUACGGCUUGGUAUGGAUUUAACUUUGGAAAUAACUUCAAAUGAGAUUUUUUAGUUUUUUUUUUAUCUCACCACCAGUUUCGAAUUUGUUCAAACUUAAUUUUACGCGGUUUUAUUUUUACAAAUUAAAUAUGCAUGCUAUAAAUUGUUAAUUAUAAUGUUUAAUAUUAUUGUUUACAAGUCUGUAAAUAAUAUUAUGGAGUUUAUUGCAUGAAGAGCAUGAGAGGCUUUGUGAGUUACCCAGUAAGUAAUUAGUAUACCUGUAUGAAAUCUCGAAAUACAUUGCCUUCGUAAAUAAAAAUCGAAUUUCUUAGAUAUAGGUACAUGGUCAAAUAUAAACAGAGCUCUCAUAGUUAUAGAAAUUAAAGAAGUCUCAUUAUAUUUUAAAAUAUCUUAGAAUAAGUGGAAUGAAAUAUCUUAUUGUUUUUAAACAUUGAUCAAAUAUACACUGUAUGUAUCCAAAGAUUUAAGGAUAAGCUAAGCUUAAUGUCGUUUUUGUAUAAUAGCGUAUUUUUACAGCCAUCACAUUUUUUUUUUUUGUUAUUUAUCAUAUCUGUGUGCCAUAAGUUUAAUUCACAAUAUAAAUAAUCUAAAUAUAAUAAUUGUAUGAUAAGUGUAGCAUUUACUUCAUGUAAAUACUAUUUAUAAGUUAUUAAAUAGGUUAAAUACUUCGUUCCUAUUUUUAAUAAUCUUUGUCUUCGUAAUGCAUGUUGUUUAAAAAACAAACUUGUAUGAAAUAAACAUUUGAUAAGAUGGAAAA